UAGAAGUCAACACAGAAAAAACUGUAGUGACUAACAAGUAGAAGAAUACUGUUUACAUGUAGACUACAGUGAGCUAUGGAUAAUGUAUAUCUCAGGAAGAAAUUCAAGCCAAAAUUUUGAUGAAAAUGAUGAGGGUGAUUGUACUGGAGGCAAGUGGGUCUGCCAGAUCAUGGUAGCAGAAGGAGUCAUUGGUGUCUUAGGAAACCUCUUAGUGUGCUUCGUCAUUCUGCGCGUCAAAUUCCUACACAAUAUGACAAACUAUCUGCUAGUCAAUUUGGCCGUGGCCGACAUGCUCACAUGCCUCACACUAUUCUUUUACAAUCUGACUGUCAGCCCGACCUGCACGCUUGUCAGAUAUGUUCCCAACAGUUCCUGGCAGAGGGAGCUGUUGUGCCGGAUUCUGGCAAGCAGCUACUUAGGGUGGGCGUUCUCCUACAUAUCAGCGUACAGCCUCUGCUUAGUCACGUUGGAGAGAUACGUCGCCGUGGUCCACCCACUGCAGUAUGCAAGGAAACUCACGGUACCGCGGAUGAUCACCCUAAUCUCUCUGACUUGGGUGAUAUCUUUUGCAGCAACGAUUCCGUUCUUACUGAUAAACAGUCCCAGUGAUGAUCCGGACAAGGCCUGCUCGGAGAUCAAAUACCCAAGCGAAUCAUUCCCAGUUGUUGUUGGAGUACAGGGGUUUCUGUUUGCCUUCCUUCUGCCGGUAGCUAUGAUGAGUUGGGCCUACUACAAGAUACAAGUCACUCUCAAAAGACAAGCAAAAGCCCUGAACCUGCGACAUGCAAGGGCAGCAGCCUAUGAUCUUGUGAUUGCUAGACAGCGUCUGGUCAGCAUGCUCACACUUGUCCUAGGAGCUCUUAUCAUUUUGUGGAUGCCAGUCUACAUUUCCCUUAUAUGCUUACAUCCGACAAACACCAGUACAUUUUUGUUCUGCGGUUCAAGCUCCUACGUCUCUGCCAGAGGGAUCCUGAAUUUUCUCUUUUACUUAAAUUCAGUGAUAAAUCCCUUUAUCUACGAGUUUAAGUACAAGAAAUUUCAGCAAGGUUUGAAGGUAGCUUUUUGUGGCUGUUUCAGUGGGAAAGGUGGAAACAGGGUUGCCACGGAGAUGGCACCAUUGUGAGAA
Molecule: messenger RNA, 1126 nt
Organism: Patiria miniata (bat star)
Lineage: Eukaryota; Metazoa; Echinodermata; Asteroidea; Valvatida; Asterinidae
Product: trace amine-associated receptor 1-like
Exons: 1
Coding region: 83-1123 (346 amino acids)
Biological process (GO): G protein-coupled receptor signaling pathway
Cellular component (GO): membrane
Molecular function (GO): G protein-coupled receptor activity
Source: RefSeq, a predicted model, not a curated record